UCGGAGCCCUGACAUUUUCAUUCCUAUGCGUCCUGGGGUCUUCAUUGUUUGCCCUGGGCACGCAUUUGAGAGGGACGGCCGCCCUUCUACCUGUCAUGUUACUGGGCAGGUUGUUGUUUGGGGCGGGCAAUGGAUCUCUUACAAUUGUGCAAACUCGUCUGUCUGCCAUCUGGUUCAAAGAUAAAGAGCUUGCAAUGGCAUUCGGAGUGACCUUGGCAUUCUCAAGGCUGGGCAGUGUUCUCAACUUCCUGGUCACCGUCAGCUUUGCCGAUCGAUUUGGUCUUUCGUGGACUUUGUGGGGAGGUGCUAAGUUCAUCCAAGACAAAUAUGGGUACAACCAGAAAGAUGCAUCAUACGUGUCAGGGGCGGUCUACUACCUUUCCAUGGUCCUAUCACCCUUCCUUGGAUAUGUUGUUGACAUCAUAGGGAAGAGAGAGGCUUUAACUUUUGCCUGCGCCAUCCUCACCACCCCCGUCUUCAUCCUCCCGGCAGUCACUGAUCUCUUCCCCAUCAUCCUCACUCUCUGGUUGGGUCUCACGUACUCCCUCGCUGCGGCGAGUAUGUGGCCCUCUAUUCCAUUGGUUGUCAUGCAGUCAGCCGUAGGCACAGCUAUGGGACUUGUUACUUCAAUUCAGAUGAUUGGCAUUGGACUGUCAAACAUCAUUGUGGGGGCCAUCCUAGAAACAAAAGAUCAAAACAAGGAAGAGAUCCUACUCAGAUGGAAGUAUGUCAUGACCUUUCUUCUCGCCAACAACGUUCUCUGCAUUCUUGUCUCUGUAGCCUUGAAUUUCGUCGAUAGAGCGAGAAUAUUAAAGAAUGGCGUGAAUCAAUACUCAGCCAAAGACCAUUUCAACAUUUGCAAAAUCCAUCGACUUACGAAGGAGAAAGGAGAUUUUCCGUAA
Messenger RNA from Helobdella robusta, 902 nucleotides. RefSeq lists its product as hypothetical. Gene Ontology annotation, molecular function: transmembrane transporter activity. Gene Ontology annotation, biological process: transmembrane transport. The annotation marks the transcript as partial. The transcript has 9 exons. NCBI's taxonomy places the organism in Eukaryota, Metazoa, Annelida, Clitellata, Rhynchobdellida, Glossiphoniidae. The record is from RefSeq and is a predicted model, not a curated record.